Messenger RNA from Oikopleura dioica, 732 nucleotides. NCBI's taxonomy places the organism in Eukaryota, Metazoa, Chordata, Appendicularia, Copelata, Oikopleuridae. The record is from the annotation of a GenBank genome assembly.
AUGCAUCAAAAUCACCUUUUCGAACUCGCGAAUGGAUUAUGGUCGAAUCCCCGAGAACUAUUUUACAAUAGUUCUGAAAUCAACUGGCAGGGAUUUCUCGCCCAUUUUGCGGGUACUGCCACUAUUUAUCAGAUGUGUACCGUAACUCCACUUAACUUGCCGCUUGUGCCCAAUGGGCCCGUGGCUGAGCCCGUUGUUCCGGAGCCCUACGCAUUACCUCAACUCGGAGACCAGGAUAUGGUUGAACUUGUUCCUGUCAACGAGGAGCAUGAAAAUGAGUCUGUCAUCGAUUUCGAAAUGCAGAGCAUGAACGGAGAACAAAACAUGGGGAUUGAUGGUUCAUCCGGUUAUGCCGGUGAUGAUGAUCGAUCAAUGACCUCCAUAGAAUCCGACCGUAUUCCAAUGUUUGACGGUGAAGAUGACGGGUCCGAAAUAUCGGAAGAAGGGCUUUCUGACGAUGACGUCAACCUAGAUGAUCUUGUUAAUCGCGACAAUAACGUCGCGUUCGAAGCUCCGCCUAGGGGCUUACAGGAGCUUUGGGAAGAGGAUGCCGAUUUUUACAGAGGGGAAUCGAGUUUGGCGACUAUGGAUUCCGACCCUGAUCAACAGCGUCUCCAGCAAAUCCGGGACCGCAGCGUUUCCGAAAAUCUGAAACAUGGGAUCAAUGUGUUCGGCACCAAACAAGUGUUCGAAGUGUAUAUUAACCGCUUCACAAGUCCGGUAGUUAUUUGA